AUGAUGGGCUUCGGCGAGACGUUCGAAGGGGACUUUGCGCACGUGCUGGGCAGCGCGAGUGUGACGCUGGAGUGCGGCGAGAUGUGCAGCCACGAGGUGCCCACCUACCGCCUGGGUCAGAACGCGCUCUGCGGCACCAACACGACGUACGCCAUGUGCUGGGGCGACAUGGGCGGCGCCGUCAUGGACGACGAGGGGAAGCUGGCGGGGCUGAUAGCAUACAAGACGUUCAAGUCACCCAAGUCGUCGGAGCAUCAGACCACGCGCCUGUGUGCCCAGAAGGCCAAGAACAUAUUCUUCAUGUUCAUCGGCUACUACCGCGACUGGAUCCAUUCCGUCAUAUCCGCGUCGGAAACAUAG
Messenger RNA from Schistocerca americana (American grasshopper), 360 nucleotides. RefSeq names its product kallikrein-6-like. NCBI's taxonomy places the organism in Eukaryota, Metazoa, Arthropoda, Insecta, Orthoptera, Acrididae. The record is from RefSeq and is a predicted model, not a curated record. Gene Ontology annotation, biological process: proteolysis. Gene Ontology annotation, molecular function: serine-type endopeptidase activity. Bases 1 to 360 code for a protein of 119 amino acids. The transcript has 2 exons.